This is a messenger RNA of Racocetra persica, 556 nucleotides long. Lineage: Eukaryota; Fungi; Glomeromycota; Glomeromycetes; Diversisporales; Gigasporaceae. The record is from the annotation of a GenBank genome assembly.
AUGUCAACAUCUAAAUCCGCAACAUUCUCCACAUCAAAAUCCUCUCCUGCAUUCCCUACUUCUUUUAUUUCCCAAGUAUGGUUUAUUGCAAAGUUAACAUUUGGUAGUAUCCCGGAAAAUAACUGUAGCCAGCAAGAUUCAGAUGUUAGUUUUGCAUACUCACUAGCAAAUUCACACUUACCCAAACCAAAGACCACGACCACUACGAAAAAUUUUAUGACGAGAAGUUUUACGACGAGAAAUAGUACUACGAAAAAUGCUACUUCAAAGAAUGCACCAAUAAUAAUAACCGAAAGAAGACCAGGUUCACCGAUGGUUUUAAGACGUCGUAGCGUUAUUCGUGACAACUUUCUUAAACCAGUUAAAGCUAUAGUACGAAAGAAGAGUGGUGAAAUUGUGAAACCAUCUCUUAAAGACAAGAACAAUCAAAACACGGACACUUUUCAUAAGGAUGCACACGUACAUUUCAACUCAAAUUUAGAACAAGUUUUAUCAUUCAAAAAAAAUUCAGUGCCAAAGGCAAUCGGCUUUCAUAUAUUGAAAAAAGGCUCCGAAG